AUGAGACGGACAAUACAGACCGCCCUCCUGUCGCUGGACUGGUUGAUCGAAAAGGGUGUGCGCAUCCAGGCUGAUGCCCGGUGGCAAGGUACCAAUGACCGAGUUGAGGAUGGUUUCAUGAAAGAGAAUUCGGCGAAACCAUGCGAUACGGGUAGCAGCGUCGACGACCUCAAGGCAGAGUUUGCCAAGGUUGACUUUUCCGCCGUAGACCCCGUAUUCCCGGACAAGACAUCCCCCCGAGGAGCCAAGUAUGCUUUUACGAAAGAAGCUAUCCUGGAGCGCGCUCGGUCUGGUGUUCAAGAUAUACGAGAGCACAAGGAGAAGCUCAUCUUGGUCGUCUCUCACUCCGGCUUCUUGCGCCUUGGUGUAACAGGACACUGGUUCUUUAACGGGGACUACAGAUUGUUCGAGCUGGAUGAAUUUAACGAACCUGACCAGCCGCCAAAGCUCAAACAGCUUGAAGCAACACUCAGUGGGGGGCUCGGCAAGUCUUGGCCCGAUCCCGUAGUCAUCGGCUCUGAUUUGCCAAUCCCUGAUGCGCCCCCUCGGGGGCAAACGCCAUAG
Colletotrichum higginsianum IMI 349063 is the source of this 564-nucleotide messenger RNA. RefSeq names its product Phosphoglycerate mutase. The coding region runs from base 1 to 564 and encodes 187 amino acids. NCBI's taxonomy places the organism in Eukaryota, Fungi, Ascomycota, Sordariomycetes, Glomerellales, Glomerellaceae. The record is from RefSeq and is a predicted model, not a curated record. The transcript is spliced from 2 exons.